This is a messenger RNA of Phasianus colchicus (ring-necked pheasant), 3964 nucleotides long. RefSeq names its product radial spoke head component 1 (gene RSPH1). Gene Ontology annotation, biological process: axoneme assembly; spermatid development. Gene Ontology annotation, cellular component: motile cilium; nucleus. The record is from RefSeq and is a predicted model, not a curated record. NCBI's taxonomy places the organism in Eukaryota, Metazoa, Chordata, Aves, Galliformes, Phasianidae.
CUGGUAUUACUGCGGAGCGGGGCCGUGCCCUCAGCACCCGGGACAGCAGGCGCGCCCCCGCCGGCCAUAACGGUAAGGCAAGGCGCGAGCCCGGUUGCCAUCGCGACGGCUGCGACGCGGUGGCAGCAGCAUGUCGGAACUGAGCGAAGAGGAGGCCGAGGAGGAGGCCGAGGCUUACCUGGGGGAGUAUGAUGGGGAGCGCAAUUCUGAAGGUGAACGGCAUGGACGUGGGAAAGCAGAGCUGCCCAAUGGUGAUACGUAUGAGGGUGAAUAUGAGCACAGUCUCAGAAAUGGGCAGGGGACAUACAGAUUUAAAACUGGUGCUUUCUACAUUGGAGAAUAUCUUCAAAAUAAAAAGCAUGGCCAUGGUACUUUUUAUUAUCCAGAUGGAUCAAAAUAUGAAGGAAGCUGGGUAGAUGAUCAAAGACAUGGCUACGGAGAAUAUACGUACGCAAAUGGAGACACCUAUGCUGGAGAAUGGUUUAACGACAAUAGGCAUGGACAAGGUACAUACACCUAUAAAGAGACUGGAUCUAUGUAUGUUGGUGGUUGGGUAAAUGGAAUCCAGGAAGGAGAAGCAGAGCUUAUCCACCUAAAUCACAGAUAUAGGGGCAAGUUUUUGAAUGGAAUUCCUGUAGGUCGUGGCAAAUAUAUCUUUGACAUUGGAUGUGAACAGCAUGGUGAAUACAUACGGUCAGAGGAGGAUAAAGGGGAGGAAGAAGAAGAAGAGGAGGAGCCCUCUUUACUUGCUGCACCGAAGUGGAAAGCAACACAAAUCACUAAAUUAAUACACUGGGUGCCCAAAAUGGAAAAAGCACCUUCUCCCAGCGAAGGCCCCCCAGCAGCAGCAGCAGAGACAGCAGCUGCAGAUGAAGCAGUGGAAGAAACAGCAGCAGAUGAAAAAGAAAAAAUGCAAACAAAUGCAGUCAUUGAUGAAUCUGCUGAACACAGGGAUGAUAUGCCUUCUCUUCAUAAAGUAUCUAGUGAAGUUUUUAGCCCAACAAAGGAUGCAGAAGAAGAAGAUGAGGGUAUAAGGGAAGAAGAAAAUGAAGAAGGAGAAGAGUACCAAGGAACUGCUAGUUUAGAAGAUGAGGAGGAAUCAGAGGAAGCAGAGUAAUUGGAUACAACUAAAGACAAACAUAAGUAGAAAAGGAAAUUGAAGAGUAAAUCAUUAGUUAAGGUAAACCUACAAUAUUUUUAUUUGUAUCUUUGUUAUUUUUUGAAUAAACAUUUCUGUCACUGUUCUGUCUGGAAUAUACCUCUCCAAAACUUUUACAAUCCCAGAGUGUGCCAUCUCAGGACCACUUCAUUCCAUAGCGUCAGGCAGUUGUUGAAUUCAGUAUGGGAUAAUUCUGGAUCUAUAAAGUUGAGUCCUCGUACAUUCAUGGAAUCAAAGUUUUGAAACACUUGGCAUGAUAUUUCUAAGGCAGAACAUAUAUGCAUCCAGUAACUGACUGGACCACUUGUGCCUGUAGUAAUUAGGUUGCUUUUGGUGAUCUAUGUUCAUUUCUUCACAGGAAGAUAGAUGAUUUUCAAACCUGAUGAAUACAUCAGCAUUGCCCAAAACUUCAGAACAUCACAUCCAUCUUGGGAGUUAGUUAACAUGCUCAAAUAUGGUCUUAGAAUCUUUUAUGUUGGAAGUGAACUCAAGAACCCCAGAAUGCUGUGUGUAUCUACUAUCACUGGACAAUCAAGUAUAGGGCCACAUUAUUUACUUACUGUAGGCUGUUAUCACUGUUCUCCAAGAUACCAAGCUUAAAUAUCUCCUUACCCAAUUUGCAAACCUGUUGGCAGAGAUGCUGUUAUUCCACUUUGUUAAAUGGCUUCUGUAUUUCCUUUUCCCUUCAAGACUGACCCACGGUGAUGAAAAUUGAAGUACUACCUUUAGCAACAGCCAUAUUAUCAGCUGUUAAUGCCCAGGAUUGCAUCCUCUCCUACUUGGCCUCUUCCAAUUGAGGAUGAAGGAGAUAUCCUGUGGGUUCCCAUGUCCUUUACCAGAAUCCUGUAGUUACUCUUAUUUUGCUCCAGGUCUCCCUCGGUAGUGUAAUUGAUAUUCAUACCAAUGAACAAACAAGGAAGUAAUGGUCACUGGACAGGAUGAAUUUUGGCCAUACUUCUACAAUACCCACAGUCUGGUCACUUGUCAAGCAGCAAGCUUCCCACAACAGCAUAUCUGGUACACAGACAGGUGUCUCUCGUACAUUCCUCGUACAUUCAUGGAAUCAAAGUUUUGAAACACUUGGCAUGAUAUUUCUAAGGCAGAACAUAUAUGCAUACAGGUGUCUCUAUCCCCUACUGGGAUAGACCUCCAGCUGCUAACACUUUCUGCUUCUUUUUAGUAUUGAUGCUUCAUAUGGGGCCAGUUAGCUUCGAAGCCUCCCUUUACAUCCUCUGUUCCCCUGCCAUGGCUAUUGGGCCUCAAUACCGACCCUCUACAUCCAGGUCUGAGCAAGAAUGGUGGAACAUUUCUCCUACUGCCAGAAGUUAUGAACUUUAACAAACUCCCUCCCCAGGGGAGAAUCCUUCCAACACUCCAUCCAGUGUAGCCCCUAGCCAUUCCCUCAACCUCAAAAGUCAGGCUUUUGCUUCUACAGAGACCCUGCUGAUACCUCAUUUGCCCUCCUUACUGAUACACAGUCUCCAUACCUCCUACAGGUCUUUUAUGCAAUCAUGCAACAUCUAAAUCACUACACAGAGCCUCUCCAAGAUACAACAUCCUCCUGCCCAAUCCAGGUCUAGACUGACACUACUGAUAUGCCAAGGAUAUGUACUUUCUCUUUUGGUAGCAGAGGUCAGGCCCAGCAGCUCACAAGUGUUGGUGAGCACAGUCCCACACUGACUGGAAGAAAGUUUCUGCCUUCCUACAGCACCCCAAAAAACAAAUAAAACAACUUAAAAAAAAAAUAAUCCACCUCCACAAAAAAAGAAAAAAAAACAAAACCAAAACAACAAAAAACCCCAACCAUCAAUCCCUAAUGAGAAGGAACCUGUCAAUCAGAAGAGAGCUACCAGGAGAUUUCAGCUGAAGAAGGCCUUCAGAAGCUACCAGAAUUGAAUCAAAUGGCAUUCUAUAAAUAGUAAGUUAAAAGUAAAGAGCAAGGUAGAGCUGCACAAAAUAUUGUGAAAGCAGAAUUUGCUACAGACAUGUAUUUUCCACUUCUUCAGGUGGAAAAAGAAAAGCUGUUCUGAAACAUUGUUUUCCUGAUAAUAUAUAAACGAAACCUUAAUCAUUAAGAGAUGCAUCUGUUUAAGUGACUUUCUUAUACUUCUGAGAAUACUGGCAUGAAUGUUGAUGGACUUGGAGUUUGAGGCAGAGUGUUGCUGCCCUGCAGCAGUUUGCUUUUGAAGUAAGGUAACUGGUUUGGGCCUGAUUAGGGUAAGAGAUGUUGAGCUGGCAUUGCUGAAACAGGACUUGAAUUUUUUUUAUUCAUAAAUUUUAGUUUGUCGGAAAAUAAAACUUUUAAGAAGUUCCUUUUCUCUACAACUCAACAACUCCAGCAAUGAUAUGCCAAGAAGUUUAAGCUAGUGAUAAAUAUGGAUUAAGAGAAAAUGGGGGUAUUGAGGUGAGUCACACGAAAUAAAUAGAGUUUAUUACUUCUUCCUGAAAUGUUUCUCCUAUCAGAAAUGUCAUAGUGAGAAAUUUCCCAUGUAAACUUUUCCCCAAAGCCUUACAUGUCUUUUUUAUUUUUUUGGCAGUUUCUUCUCACAUCAUUGUGACUUCAGUAAGCAUUUUUAGAGGUGAUUGUCUUUUCCUCUUUUGGCUUUCUUUGGUGAAGAGAAGUGCUGUGUUAUUACAAUAGCUUGAUCAAAGCAUACUUGGCUUAGUAAUUUUUUUAUUUUUAAUAAAAACUUACAAAUCAUUAGUUUAUCAGCUGUUUACUCACUAUAUUUUACUGUAAAUUUGAGAAACAUCAACAUAACGCAUUUCCCAGUUCAAUUCCAUUUAAAGGUAAUCUUCAGUUCA